Schistosoma intercalatum is the source of this 5636-nucleotide messenger RNA. The record is from the annotation of a GenBank genome assembly. NCBI's taxonomy places the organism in Eukaryota, Metazoa, Platyhelminthes, Trematoda, Strigeidida, Schistosomatidae.
GAAUACUUUGAGCGGGCUUUCAGUGCGUUUAUUUUGACUUUCAACGUAACGUCGUACGGUCUGUUUUCUCAGGCUUCUCUACAGUUUAGUAGAAGGAGUUGGUGGACUUCUGCCUUCUCAAAACUACUUUUCAAAUCCUUUGUGUUUGGACGUUCUCCAGAUCACUGUUGUGUGGCUUCCUAUCGUACAGGUUUUAAAAUGGAUGCUGUUGUGCUACCACAACCUAACGGAGACAUUCUAAGCAUUCCUGAAAAUGGAAUCUCAGGAGAGGCUGUAAAAAAGCGGUUGUCAGUUGAACGGAUUUAUCAGAAGAAAACCCAAUUAGAACACAUACUUCUACGGCCUGAUUCUUAUAUCGGUUCCACAUUGAAAGACACUCAGCAAAUGUGGGUCUUGGAUGAGAGUCAGCAACAUAUGGUCAAUCGCGAUAUCACAUUUUCUCCUGGUCUCUAUAAGAUUUUUGAUGAAAUCCUGGUAAAUGCUGCCGACAACAAAGUUAGAGAUCCUACCAUGUCAUGUAUAAAAAUCGACAUUAAUCCUGCUGAGAAUAUGAUCCGCAUCUGGAAUGACGGCAAAGGAAUCCCAGUUGUUCACCACAAAGUUGAAAAUACCUACGUCCCUACUCUGAUAUUCGGCCACCUACUCACUUCAAGCAAUUAUGAUGAUACUGAACGGAAAGUGACAGGUGGAAGGAAUGGUUAUGGCGCCAAGUUAUGCAAUAUCUUUAGCAAGAAGUUCAUUGUAGAAACAUCCUCUAAAGAAUACAAAAAAAGUUUCCGGCAGGUAUGGGUCGAAAAUAUGACAAAGACAACUGACCCGAAAAUUUUGGCGGAUAAAGGAGAUGACUUUACUUGCAUUACAUUCUAUCCCGAUCUUGCACGUUUCGGUAUGAACGAGCUGGAACAAGACACGGUAUCUCUUUUUACUCGUCGCGCAUAUGACAUGGCUGCAACCUGUAAUGGAGUUAAAGUUUUCCUUAAUGGUAAAAGAUUACCCAUAAAGGGUUUUAUGGACUACGUAAACCUUUUUAUCAAACCCAACAAAGAUGACGGAGACAGUGUUAAGGUUGUAUAUGAAGCAGUCAACCCGCGUUGGCAGGUAGCAGUAGCAGUUAGCAAUACGGGCUUUCAGCAAGUCAGUUUUGUUAACAGUAUUGCAACUACUAAAGGCGGAACACAUAUUAAUUAUGUGAGUGAUCAAAUUGUAAACAAGUUAAUGGAAAUCGUCAAAAAAAAAUCCGGAAAAUCUGGUGUCCAAAUCAAACCUUUUCAAAUAAAGAAUCAUAUGUGGUUGUUUGUCAACUGUCUCAUAGAAAACCCCACAUUUGAUUCCCAAACAAAGGAGAAUAUGACUCUGCAGACAAAAAGUUUCGGGUCUACGUGUACUCUAAGUGAGAAGUUUAUUGGACAGGCCUCAAAAUCGGGUAUAGUUGAAAAUGUACUGUCUUGGAUUCGUUUUAAAGCAAUGGAAAAAAUGGACAAGCAAUGUCACAAAUCCAAACAUUCUAAGCUCAAAGGAAUACCUAAAUUAGAUGAUGCAAAUAAUGCAGGGACUAAAAAUUCUUCUCAAUGUACUCUUAUUUUAACAGAGGGUGACUCAGCCAAAACUUUAGCUGUGGCUGGUCUUGGAGUUGUCGGUAGAGACAAUUAUGGUGUCUUUCCAUUGAGAGGCAAACUACUGAAUGUUCGUGAAGCAUCUAACAAACAAAUUAUGGAAAAUGCAGAAAUAAACGCACUGAUUAAAAUUCUUGGACUCCAAUACAAACUGAAGUAUGAGUCGGCGGAUACGCUGAAAGAUUUACGCUACGGCAAGAUUAUGAUUAUGACUGAUCAGGAUCAGGAUGGUUCUCAUAUUAAGGGUUUAAUAAUAAAUUUUGUUCAUUGUAACUGGCCAAAUUUACUAAAGCAUAACGUAGUAGAGGAAUUCAUUACUCCAAUUGUAAAAGUGUUUAAAGGGAAACAAGAAUAUUCUUUCUACAGCUUACCAGAAUUUGAGGAGUGGCAAAAAUCAACUCCAAACUGGCAUACUUGGCGUGUAAAAUACUACAAAGGUUUGGGUACUUCAACAAGCAAGGAAGCUAAGGAAUACUUUUCUGACAUGAAUCGUCAUCGGAUUCGAUUUCGCUACAGUGGGAUUGAAGAUGAUGGGAGCAUUCAAUUGGCUUUCGACAAAAGUAAGAUAGCUGAUCGUAAAAACUGGUUGACCAACUUUACACAAGAACGUAAACGUCGACGUGAAUUAGGUCUCCCGGAGCCUUACUUGUAUGGGAAAGAUACUCGAGCAAUAACUUAUCAUGAUUUUGUUCACAAAGAGCUAGUGUUGUUUUCGAAUUUGGACAACGAACGGAGUAUUCCAUCUGUUGUAGACGGGCUGAAACCUGGACAAAGAAAGGUACUGUUCACCUGUUUAAAAAGAAAUCUUAUUAGAGAAAUUAAAGUUGCUCAGCUCGCUGGUUCUGUUGCUGAACUGUCGGCUUAUCAUCAUGGUGAACAAUCCCUGAUGAGCACUAUUAUUGGUUUAGCUCAAAACUUUGUUGGAUCAAAUAAUUUAAAUUUGCUUCAACCAAUUGGUCAGUUUGGUACGCGACUUAGUGGAGGCAAAGAUGCUGCAUCUCCUCGUUAUAUAUUCACUGCAUUGAACUCACUUACACGACUUAUUUUCCAUUUGGAGGAUGAUCCUCUGUUAAAUUAUCUAUACGAUGAUAAUCAACGUAUUGAACCAGAAUGGUAUGCUCCAAUAAUUCCUAUGGUCCUUGUCAAUGGAGCAGAUGGUAUCGGAACUGGCUAUGCAACACAUAUUCUCAACUAUAAUGUUAUAGAGAUAAUAAACAACCUUUAUCGUAUGUUAGAUGGUGAAGAACCGCAUCGUAUGUUGCCGAACUUCCGUGGCUUUACUGGUACCAUUGAGGAUUUGGGUAAUAAUCGUUAUGUUUGCUAUGGAGAAGUUGCUGUUCUAGAUGAUGAUACUUUGGAGAUUACUGAACUUCCUAUCCGAGUCUGGACACAGAAUUACAAAGAAUCGGUUUUAGAACCUAUGUUGAAUGGUUCAGAAAAGGUCCCUGCUUGUAUCACAGAUUACAAAGAAUAUCAUACAGAUGUCACUGUGCGGUUCGUUGUUAAGAUGUCUCCUGAAAAAUUGCGGGAAGCCGAAUCUACUGGACUUCAUAAAUUCUUCAAACUUCAAACAGUCAUGAGUACCGGUUCGAUGGUUUGCUUCGAUCCUUUAGGUUGUUUAAAGUGUUAUCCCAACGAGAUGGUUAUUAUCCGCGAAUUCUACGAAUUACGUCUUACAUGGUAUGAAAAACGGAAGGUCUACUUAGAAGGUGUAUUGUCUGCAGAGGCUCGGAAACUAGAAAAUCAAGCCAGGUUCGUCCUUGAGAAAAUUCAGUCUAUUAUGGUGAUCGAAAAUAAACCAAAGAAAGAAUUGAUUCGUAUGCUUAAGGAAGCCAAUUAUGAUUCAGAUCCUGUUAAGGCAUGGAAAGAAAGCAUAGACAAAGCAGCUGCUGUGCAGGAACAGGAAGAAUCUCGUACAAAUGAAGGUGCCCCUCAAACUGAAGCGGUUGAAGCAGGUCAACCUGACUACAAUUAUAUUUUAAAUAUGCCUUUAUGGAGUUUGACAAAAGAGCGUAAGGAUGACUUACUUGCUCAAAGAGAUGCUAAGCAAAAAGAAUUACUCAUUCUAAAAAGUAAAUCUCCUUCCGAUUUGUGGCGUGAAGAUCUUAAGAAAUUAGAGGAGGAGUAUAAGAAAGUAGAAGCGGAGUUGGCCGCUGAUGAACAGGCUGCAAUUGAAGCAGUUGAAAAAAAAUUAAAAAUAGCAUCGACUACGACAGCUGGUCGUGUUGCUGCUACAAAAUCACGUAAAUUAGCAAUGGAAACAAGACCAGAUCCAAUGGGUAGACGAAUUGUUCCGACAGUAGAUGCUGAUAUGAUGAAAAAGGUGGAGGGAAAUAAGAAGAAACGAAAUAAAACAGAAAACGAUCUAAAUGAAGGUAACGAGUUGGAUAAUAGUUUCGAAGCGAAUGAUGAAGAAAACAAUGGAAAUGAUGAACCUAAACCGCUUGCUCAGCGUCUUGGUGCUUCUGAAAAAACAGAUGUACAGAAGACAGCUACUACACGUGGACGUGGUAAAGGAAGAACUGUCCCAACAAGUCGUCCAAAGCUUCUGAAACCAUCUAGUCCAAAUAUUAGUCCUAUUAAACGUAGAAAUGUGGGUGGAAAUGCCAAGCGUAAACGGUCUAGUCGUAUGCCAUGGGAGUCUGGCUCUGACACCGGAGACUCAGAAAGUCAAGUCUCUAUUGAUAGUGAUAAUGAUUAUAUUUCCCCAAUUUCCGGUGGACCUGCUGUCGAUCGUGUACGACGUGAAAAAGCUGCAGCAACAAAAUAUGUUUUCGAUAACGACAGUAGUAGUAAUGAAGAAGAUAAUGAACAGGAGGAGAAUUUUCAAGUUGUUGAUCAUGGACAAGGAAAUAAAGAGAUUGAUAUACCGAUUGUCUCAGAAAUUCCAGACACUAAGUCAUCAUCAAUCCCAUCAAGUAGCCAUGGUGGUGGUGCAUCUAUAAAGGCUGAUUCUGGGUCAACAUCUCGUGGUGCUCCUGGUAUUGCAUCAGGUCGUGGACGUGGUCGUGGUGGCAAAGGACGGCAGUUUUCAGCUCCACCUAAAUCACAACCUAGUAUCAAAUCAAUGUUUCCUCCUACUCAGAAGAAAACCACAAUAAAUAUUUCAACAGACGAUGAUUCUAAUGAUGCCGCAAGUAUAACUACUUCUCAAAAAGAGCCUAGGGUAAAUUCUCGACGUACUGCAACAAAUCGUGCCCGAUACGUAUUUGAUGAUGAAGAUGACGAUCUAGAUAUUGAUUCAGAUGACAAUGGUGCCAAAAAACAAUCCAAAGGUGGUUCACGUAAACGUCAGAAAAACGAUGACGAUAGCGAUUUUGAACCCGAAAAGGUUAAGAAGGGCAAGUCAAGGAAGGGAGCUCUAGAUGACUCAGAUUUCGAAUUCUCCGACUAGACACUUGUACAGAAAUCCUUUUUUGUUUGAACCAUUUUUUUGUUAAACCACUGUUAUUUCUCUUUUAUAAGGUUGCAUUGUAUUUGUUACAUAUUCCUCCCCGUUAUUUCUAUUGGACAUUUUCGGCCUAGAAAUUUAUCACAUAUACUCAUAUACAUAUAUGUUUCUAUAAUGUCCCUUACCAUAUUGUAUUAAAGUUCAUUUUGGUAUAUACUAAUAACUGUUACAGAAAUGGAUAUACUACUUAUGACAAAAUGUUAACAGUUUAGUAUGUUACUUGUUUUUGUGGUUUAUAUUCUACGUUAUUUCUCUUAUUGCAUUUUUCAUAAUUAUAUUAAAACAUUUUCUGUUUUUUUACUGCACUAAAUAGUUUAAAAAAAUAGUUUUUUGUUAAAUAGGUCCCAGUUUGGGUUUUUGUCGAUAUUUCUAAGUGUACCUUGUUAUGUUAAAAAAAAUUUUAUUCUCAUUAUUUUAUGUGCAGCAUACAAUAAUAAUGAAUCGUUUCGUUGUGCGGUAAUAUCUUCAUACUAAACAAUUUCCACUAAUUGAAAUCUAAUAGUUUCAUGAAUCUAAGUUUAGUAGCUUGAAUUUGUCAUUUUUUCACACUAGUUAUAGAUUCCUAUUUUUAG